CUGAUGCAUUCAACACAUGUGUUGUGUAUGCUAUCAGCAAUAGGAGUAAUUUACGCUCAGUUUUCCCUUCUGCAAGAAAGGGCAAAUCAUCUAUUGGUGAAAGCUUCUAAGAUUUGUCAGCAGUCUGCAGCUAAUUUCUGUGUGUGGCUCAUCAACACCAUUUAGAGGCUGGAAACACUGUGGAUGAACAAGCGAAAAAGUCUUGUCAAGAUCUUAUCUCAGGGGUAAUGAUUAGUUUAAAAUGAGAGAGGAAAUUAAUGAUUUUUUUUUUAAAGAGAAAUAGAAUAUUUGAUGUGAAGAACUCCCAGCUUGUUUUUGACGAAAACAGAGCAAGGCUGUGAGCAAUUCAAGGCUUUGCAGGAGCAGGGGCUGUGUUUAAACAGCAGUUAUUCUGUUACUUGUCUGAGAAACGUCAGCAGAUGGACUUUGGUUUCAAUGCUGUGAAUAUUUGCAGUGGCUUUGGACGUUGGAAUAUAAGCAGUGAUCUUCUUUUCUCCCUCUUGUAUUUACCUGCUGAAAAAUGAGUGAGGAAGCAAAGGAAAAAAAUGCUAAACCGGCUCACAGGAAAAAGAAAGGAAAAAAGUCUGAUACAAACGCAAGUUACCUACGAGCUGCUCGAGCUGGCAACCUAGAAAAGGCUCUUGACUACUUAAAAACUGGAGUGGACAUCAACAUUUGCAAUCAGAAUGGGUUGAACGCACUCCAUCUUGCUUCCAAAGAAGGUCAUGUAGAAGUUGUUUCAGAACUGAUAAAGCGAGGUGCCAAUGUGGAUGCAGCAACAAAGAAAGGAAACACAGCACUGCACAUAGCAUCUCUGGCUGGACAGACAGCAGUUGUUAAAGUGUUGGUUACAAAUAAGGCCAAUGUCAAUGCACAGUCUCAGAAUGGUUUCACGCCAUUGUAUAUGGCAGCCCAAGAAAAUCACCUGGAAGUUGUUAAGUUUCUUCUUGACAAUGGUGCAAGUCAGAGCCUUGCUACCGAGGAUGGUUUCACACCUUUGGCAGUAGCCUUGCAACAAGGUCAUGACCAGGUGGUUUCACUGUUGCUUGAAAAUGAUACAAAGGGAAAAGUCCGUCUUCCUGCUCUCCACAUUGCUGCCCGCAAGGAUGACACAAAGGCUGCUGCUCUGUUGCUGCAGAAUGACCAUAAUGCAGAUGUGGAGUCAAAGAUGUUGGUGAAUAGAACAACGGAGAGUGGUUUUACUCCACUCCACAUAGCGGCUCACUAUGGAAAUAUUAAUGUUGCUACAUUGCUAUUAAAUCGGAGUGCUGCUGUGGACUUCACUGCAAGGAAUGAUAUCACUCCAUUACAUGUUGCAUCGAAGAGAGGAAAUGCUAAUAUGGUCAAACUCUUACUUGAUCGAGGCGCUAAAAUCGAUGCCAAAACAAGGGACGGGUUGACACCUCUCCACUGUGGAGCAAGAAGUGGGCACGAACAGGUUGUGAAAAUGCUGCUUGAUCGUGGGGCCCCCAUUCUAUCCAAAACCAAGAAUGGUUUGUCUCCAUUGCACAUGGCAACACAAGGAGAUCAUUUAAACUGUGUUCAGCUUCUGAUUCAGCACAGCGUGCCUGUUGAUGAUGUCACUAAUGACUAUCUGACUGCACUGCAUGUUGCUGCCCACUGUGGCCACUUCAAAGUUGCCAAGGUUCUCUUGGAUGAGAAAGCUAAUCCUAAUGCCAAAGCACUGAAUGGUUUCACACCUCUUCACAUUGCUUGCAAGAAGAACAGAAUUAAGGUUAUGGAACUUCUCCUGAAACAUGGUGCAUCUAUCCAAGCUGUAACUGAGUCGGGCCUAACUCCAAUCCAUGUUGCUGCCUUCAUGGGACAUGUAAAUAUUGUGUCACAGCUGAUGCAUCACGGAGCAUCACCCAACACCACCAAUGUGAGAGGAGAAACAGCACUACAUAUGGCUGCCAGAGCUGGCCAAGCAGAAGUUGUUCGAUACCUAGUACAAAACGGAGCUCAGGUAGAAGCCAAAGCUAAGGAUGACCAAACGCCACUACACAUUUCUGCCCGAUUGGGAAAAGCUGAUAUAGUGCAGCAGUUGUUACAGCAAGGAGCAUCUCCAAAUGCAGCCACUACUUCUGGGUAUACACCACUACAUCUUGCUGCUCGAGAGGGACAUGAAGAUGUAGCCUCAGUUCUUUUGGAUCAUGGUGCAUCUUUAUCUAUAAUUACAAAGAAAGGGUUUACUCCUCUGCAUGUAGCUGCAAAAUAUGGAAAAAUUGAAGUAGCCAACCUUCUGCUUCAGAAGAAUGCAUCUCCAGAUGCUGCUGGAAAGAGUGGUUUAACUCCACUCCACGUAGCUGCACACUACGAUAAUCAGAAAGUGGCACUUCUGCUCUUGGACCAGGGAGCUUCACCUCACGCAUCUGCAAAGAAUGGUUAUACACCACUGCACAUAGCUGCCAAGAAAAACCAGAUGGAUAUAGCGACUACAUUGCUUGAAUAUGGUGCUGAUGCUAAUGCUAUUACCAGACAGGGUAUUGCCCCUGUACAUCUUGCAUCCCAGGAAGGCCAUGUGGACAUGGUGUCAUUGCUUCUUACUAGAAAUGCUAAUGUGAAUCUUAGCAACAAGAGUGGACUGACACCACUUCACCUGGCUGCUCAAGAGGACAAAGUCAAUGUGGCAGAGGUUCUUGUUAAUCAAGGGGCUGUUGUUGAUGCAGCAACAAAGAUGGGAUACACUCCAUUACAUGUUGGCUGCCACUAUGGAAACAUAAAGAUUGUUAAUUUCCUUCUGCAACACUUUGCUAAAGUUAAUGCCAAAACGAAGAAUGGGUACACCCCUCUACACCAAGCUGCUCAGCAGGGACACACCCAUAUCAUUAACGUCUUGCUCCAGAAUGGCGCAUCGCCCAAUGAACUCACUGUGAAUGGGAACACUGCCCUGGCCAUUGCUAAACGACUUGGCUACAUUUCAGUUGUUGACACGUUGAAGAUCGUGACAGAAGAGACCAUGACUACAAUUACUGUCACAGAAAAGCAUAAAAUGAAUGUACCAGAAACUAUGAAUGAAGUUCUUGACAUGUCUGAUGAUGAAGUACGUAAAGCCUACACCCCUGAAAUUCUCAGUGAUGGUGAAUAUAUGUCAGAUGUUGAAGAAGGUGAGGAUGCAAUGACAGGCGAUACAGACAAAUAUCUUGGGCCACAGGAUCUAAAAGAGUUGGGAGAUGAUUCCCUGCCUGCUGAAGGAUACAUGGGCUUUAGUCUAGGAGCCCGCUCUGCCAGCCUCCGCUCCUUCAGUUCGGAUAGGUCCUACACUCUGAACAGAAGUUCCUAUGCACGAGACAGCAUGAUGAUUGAAGAAUUGCUGGUACCAUCAAAGGAUCCGCACCUGACAUUUCCAAGGGAAUUUGAUUCUGAUUCUCUCAGACAUUAUAGCUGGGCUGCAGACACCUUGGACAAUGUUAACCUUGUCUCAAGUCCCAUCCAUUCUGGUUUUCUGGUUAGUUUUAUGGUUGAUGCACGUGGGGGCUCAAUGCGGGGUAGUCGCCAUCAUGGAAUGAGAAUUAUUAUUCCACCACGCAAAUGUACAGCACCCACCCGCAUCACCUGCCGUUUGGUAAAGAGGCAUAAACUGGCCAGCCCACCACCAAUGGUUGAAGGAGAAGGAUUAGCCAGUAGACUGGUAGAAAUGGGGCCUGCAGGUGCACAGUUUUUAGGCCCUGUCAUAGUGGAAAUCCCACAUUUUGGAUCAAUGCGAGGAAAAGAAAGAGAACUGAUUGUCCUUCGCAGUGAAAAUGGUGAAACAUGGAAGGAACACCAGUAUGACAGCAAACAUGAAGACUUAAAUGAAAUUCUCAAUGGCAUGGAUGAAGAGCUGGAUAGCGCUGAGGAACUAGAGAAGAAGCGUAUCUGUAGAAUCAUCACGAAGGAUUUUCCUCAGUACUUUGCUGUGGUUUCACGAAUUAAGCAGGAAAGUAACCAAAUUGGUCCUGAGGGAGGUGUUUUGAGCAGUACAACUGUGCCUCAUGUCCAAGCAUCCUUCCCAGAGGGUGCUCUAACUAAAAGAAUUCGAGUGGGCCUCCAGGCUCAACCAGUUCCAGAUGAGAUUGUCAAAAAAAUCCUCGGAAACAAAGCAACUUUCAGCCCCAUUGUCACUGUGGAACCAAGAAGAAGAAAAUUUCAUAAACCUAUAACAAUGACAAUUCCUGUGCCACCCCCUUCAGGAGAAGGUGUGACGAAUGGUUACAAAGGAGACACCACACCUAGCCUUCGACUUUUAUGUAGCAUUACAGGAGGGACUUCACCUGCUCAAUGGGAGGAUAUCACAGGAACCACUCCAUUGACGUUUAUAAAUGACUGUGUUUCUUUCACAACCAACGUUUCAGCCAGAUUUUGGCUGGCAGACUGCCAUCAGGUACUAGAAACUGUCGGCCUUGCCACACAACUUUAUAGGGAAUUAAUAUGUGUUCCUUAUAUGGCUAAGUUUGUGAUAUUUGCCAAAAUGAAUGAUCCUGUGGAAUCUAAUUUGCGUUGCUUCUGCAUGACUGAUGAUAAAGUGGACAAAACUUUGGAGCAACAAGAGAAUUUUGAAGAAGUUGCAAGAAGUAAAGAUAUUGAGGUUCUGGAAGGAAAACCCAUUUAUGUUGAUUGCUAUGGAAAUCUGGCCCCUUUGACAAAAGGAGGACAACAGCUUGUUUUUAAUUUUUAUGCUUUCAAGGAAAAUAGACUGCCAUUCUCUAUUAAGAUUAGAGACACCAGCCAAGAGCCUUGUGGUCGUUUAUCAUUUUUGAAAGAACCAAAGACUACAAAAGGACUGCCACAAACAUCUGUUUGCAACUUAAAUAUUACUCUUCCAGCACACAAAAAGGAAACAGAGUCAGAUCAAGAUGAUGAGACGGAGAAAUCAGACCGGCGUCAAAGCUUUGUCUCUCUUGCUUUACGUAAGCGCUACAGCUAUCUGACUGAGCCUGGAAUGAAAACAGUUGAACGGACCGCAGGAGCAACAAGAUCCCUACCUGCUACUUAUUCAUACAAGCCAUUCUUUUCAACAAGACCAUAUCAGUCAUGGACAACAGCUCCAAUUACAGUGCCUGGACAAACUAAAUCAGGCUUCACCUCCCUAUCGAGCUCUUCCUCCAAUACUCCUACAGCUUCCCCAUUAAAAUCAAUAUGGUCUGUUUCUUCUGCUUCUCCAAUCAAAUCCACGUUAGGAGCUUCUACUACCUCUUCAGUUAAAUCUGUUAAUGACGUAGCAUCUCCAAUUAGAUCAUUUCGGACAAUCUCUUCACCAAUAAAAACCGUUGUAUCACAGCCUCCAUAUAAUAUCCAAGUUUCUUCUGGUUCUUUUGUCAGAGCUCCUGCAGUAACAGAAGCCAGUAAUUUAAAAGGGAUGGCAUCCACUUCAACAUUUCCUUCUCGGACAUCUCCAGUGACUACAGCAGGGUCUCUUUUGGAGAGAUCAUCCAUCACCAUGACACCUCCAGCAUCCCCCAAAUCGAACAUUAACAUGUAUUCUUCAAGUUUGCCAUUUAAGUCUAUCAUUACAUCAGCAUCACCACUUUUAACUUCACCUUUAAAGUCAGUGGUUUCUCCUGCUAAGUCAGCAGUUGAUGCUGUUUCACCAUCUAAAGUCAUGACGACUUCAUCUCUCUCAUCACCUGUGAAACAUAUACCUGGGCCUACAGAUGUAGCAUUGGUUAAUGGAUCCGUGUCACCUCUGAAAUAUCCAUCCUCUGCCAAUGUAAUAACUGGAUCCAAAACUGCAGCUAUGUUUCAAGACAAGAUCUCUGCAGCUACAGAUUCUGCAGGAUGUGCUGCUAAUCUAGCCACUGAUACAGUUGAGAAAGUAUUUCCGACCACUACUACAAUGCCAUUUUCUCCACUCAGGGCAUUUGUGUCUUCAACACCAUCUGCUUUUCAGUCAAUAAGAACUCCUUCUGCAGGUGCACUAUAUACAUCUUUUGGGUCAAUAUCUGCAACUACCUCAUCAGUAACUUCAUCAACAAUAACAGUGCCAGUAUAUUCUCUAGUCAAUGUUUUAUCUGAACCAGCAUUAAAGAAGCUUCCAGAGUCUUCACUUACAAAAUCAGCAGCUGCAUUACUAUCACCUAGUAAAACAUUGACUACAGAGACACGUACACAGCCUCACUUUAAUCGGACUUCAUCUCCUAUGAAAUCAUCCUUGUUUUUAGCACCUUCUGCUCUUAAAUUGUCUACACCAUCUUCUUUAUCCUCCAGCCAGGAGAUAUUGAAAGAUGUUGCUGAAAUGAAAGAGGACCUAAUCAGGAUGACUGCAAUAUUGCAGACAGAUGUAACGGAGGACAAGCCAUUCCAACCUGAACUAACAAAAGAGGGUAGAAUUGAUGAUGAAGAACCUUUUAAAAUUGUUGAGAAAGUAAAAGAAGACUUGGUAAAAGUUAGUGAGAUACUGAAAAAAGAUGUGUGUUUAGAAAAUAAAGAGUCGACCAGAGUGUCAAAAAGCGAUAAAGGACACUUAUCUGAAGAUGAAUGGGUAGAGUUCAGUACAGAGGAGAUUGAUGAAGCAAGACAGCAGGCUAUAACGUGCCAUCCUGUUCCAGAAAAAGGGCAAAUUAAAGCUAAAGCUGCAUCUGAAAAGGAUUACAAUUUGGCAAAAGUUAUUGAUUAUUUAACAAAUGAUAUUGGUAGUAGUUCAUUGGCAAACAUAAAGUACAAGUUUGAAGAGGGGAAAAAAGAUGAAGAGAGACAAAAACGCAUUUUAAAACCAGUGAUUGCUUUACAGGAACAUAAACUUAAAAUGCCUCCAGCCUCCAUGAGGCCUUCUACUUCAGAAAAAGAAUUAUGUAAAAUCGCAGAUUCCUUUUUUGGAACAGAUACUAUUUUAGAAUCUCCAGAUGAUUUUUCUCAACAUGACCAAGAUAAAAGUCCUUUGUCUGACAGUGGCUUUGAAACAAGAAGUGAAAAAACACCUUCAGCCCCACAAAGUGCUGAAAGCACAGGGCCAAAACCACUUUUCCAUGACGUACCCAUCCCUCCUGUUAUUACAGAAACAAGAACUGAAGUAGUUCAUGUUAUCCGCAGCUAUGAACCAUCAUCAGAAGAGAUUCCAGAGCAGCAAACAGAGGAGCUACCUUCAUUGAAACCUGCACUUACUUUAAUGGAGUUGGAACAAAAACCCACUGGGUCUAUUAAAGAAAAGGUUAAAGCAUUUCAAAUGCAAACCAGCAGCAGUGAAGAAGAUGACCACAAGUGUGUUCUUAGCAAAGGUGUCCGGGUGAAAGAAGAAACUCACAUCACUACUACUACUAGAAUGGUUUAUCAUAAACCUCCAUGCACUGAAAGUACCUCGGAAAGAAUUGAGGAAACAAUGUCUGUUCAUGACAUAAUGAAAGCCUUUCAAUCAGGACGUGACCCUUCCAAAGAACUGGCAGGUCUGUUUGAACAUAAAUCGUCAGUAACAUCAGAUGUUAGCAAGUCUGCUGAAACUUCACCACAACAUGCAGAGAAGGACAGCAAAAUGAAACCCAAACUGGAGCGUAUAAUAGAGGUCCAUAUUGAAAAAGGUAAUCAAGCUGAACCUACUGAAGUCAUUAUUAGAGAAACAAAAAAGCAUCCAGAAAAAGAAAUGUAUGUAUAUCAGAAAGACUUACCUCGGGGAGAUAUUAACUUAAAAGGUUUGGAAAAACAUGAUACUUUUCCUUGUUCUGAUGAACAAGGUCAGCAAGAAGAAGAAGAGCUAACAGCUGAAGAGUCACUUCCUUCUUAUCUGGAAUCUUCUAGAGUAAACACUCCUGUGUCUCAGGAAGAAGACAGUCGCCCUAGUUCUGCUCAACUCCUGUCUGAUGACUCUUACAAAACACUGAAGCUUUUGAGUCAACACUCAAUAGAAUACCAUGAUGAUGAGUUGUCAGAAUUAAGAGGGGAGUCUUACAGGUUUGCUGAGAAAAUGCUUCUUUCAGAAAAGCUAGAUGUGUCUCAUUCUGAUACUGAGGAGUCAGUUACUGACCAUGCUCUACCCCUUAGUUCAGAGUUACAGGGGUCUGAUAAACAAUGCAGAGAAAAAGUAGCCACUGCCCCCAAAAAAGAAAUUCUUUCCAAAAUCUAUAAAGAUGUGUCCGAAAAUGGUGUAGGUAAAAUGUCUAAAGAUGAUCAUUAUGAUAAAGUGACAGUGUUACACUACACUGGAGAUGUUAGUAGUCCAAAACAUGCCAUGUGGAUGCGCUUUACUGAGGACAGAUUAGACAGAGGUAGAGAAAAGAUGAUGUAUGAAGACAGGGUGGACAGGACUGUUAAGGAAGCAGAAGAAAAACUGACUGAAGUAUCACAGUUUUUUCGGGACAAAACAGAAAAGUUGAAUGAUGAGCUACAAUCUCCAGAGAAAAAGCAACAUAAAAAAAAUGGCAAAGAAAUGCAUUCUAGUCAUAGCUCUGCCAGCAGCAGCCCUGAAAAAGUACUGCUCACUGAAAUAGUGACAUUGAGUGAUGACUGGAGUAAAGUACAGCAGUAUGGGCAUGAUGGAAAGUGUUCUCCAAAAGCCGAUGAAAGAAAAGCAGCAAGUUUGCCCAGCAGUCCUGAAAGAAGGAUUCUUGCUCAACAAACAGGGGACUGUAAACAAACUAUGGAACACAAAGGAAAUGCUCCGCAGAGUAAACCAACUGAAGCUUCACAGACUGGAUUUCAGCUAAAACAAUCCAAGCUUAAUUCCAUUAAACUUAAAUUUGAACAAAGUAUAAGUCCAAGGACUAAAGAUCUAUCUCAAGAAGAAAAAAAGGAAGAUAGUCAAUCCAAAAUUCCAGUAAAGAAAUUACAAGAAAGCAAACUACCAGUGUAUCAGUUUUAUGCAAGAGAAAAGCACCCAAAGCAAAUAGAUCUGACAGAAGGAAAUACAUCAUUGCAAAAAGAAUUUACUACUAUGAAAUUGAAAGAAGAUAAUGUCCAAGGUAAAGGAAAAGUUAUAGAAGACAUUUGUGCUUCAAAGGUACAGGAACAGAGCACUGAAACAUCAAGUAAAAGUCUGCUAGAAUAUACUUCUGAACAGCAAGCUAAAGACUUGGCAUAUAGCUCAGACUUACCAGCUAAGGGACAUUGGGACAAAAAAAUCUAUCGAACAUGGGAAAGUCCUGGAGCUUCUAACCAUAAAGCACAAAAAGAAAAGCUUUCCCAUGUACUUGUUCAAGAUAUGGUGAAAGAAAACCAUGUUGACUAUGCUGAGACUAAAACUAACAAAAAGAGUGAAUUUAUCACUGUGACAGAGUGUGAACACAAAUUGCCAACACAUGGAUCCCAUUCAAAGGAGAUGAAGGAAAUGACUGUAAAAUCUCCAUCAAAAAAGGUUCUAUACAGAGAGUUUGUUGUCAGAGAAGGGGAAUACACCAAUGAAAUGACAGAUAAAACUUCAAAAAGAAAGGAAUUGACUGUGUCCCACAUUCCAGUCAGAAUUUCUGAGGAGAAAAGAAUUUCAUCUCCUACCAUUCUUGAUAGUGUUUAUGAUCAGUCAAAAAAAGCAGUAUAUGAACUGUCAGCUAAAGUGUCCCGGUCAACUAUGAUUAAGGAGCAAGUUCAGAGAGAAUUUGAUUAUGUAGAAGAUGAAAAAAUAAAGCAUUCAAAAGUCACUAAAGUUACCAAGCAACAAGGUUCCAUAGUGUUAAGUCCUCCUGUGGAGGAAACUGAAAUAUCCCCUAGCAAAUCACCUGAUUCUUUAGACAUUAGUCCUGGAAAGGAAUCUCCUUCAAGUGAGGUAUUUGACCCUAGUCCCCUUGAUUACUUGGAUAAAGUUGCACCUUUAGUAAAUAGUGAGGGAGUGAAAGAGGUAAAGACUUUGCCAGUUUAUGUCAGUUUUGUUCAAGUAGGAAAGCAGUAUGAAAAGGAGGUGCAACAAGGAAAUGUAAAAAAAAUUGUAAGUCAGGAAAGUAAGACAGUACAAGAGACUAGGGGGACAUUUUAUACAGCUAGACAGCAAAAACAACCGCCUUCUCCACAAGGUAGUCCAGAAGAUGACACUCUAGAACAAGUAUCCUUUAUAGAUAGCUCUGGGAAAAGCCCUUUAACACCAGAAACACCCAGCUCAGAGGAAGUGAGUUAUGAGUUUACCUCUAAAACACCCGACUCACUAAUAGCUUAUAUACCAGGCAAGCCCAGUCCCAUACCUGAGGUUUCUGAGGAAUCAGAAGAGGAAGCAGAGGCUAAGUCAACCUCUGUAAAACACAUAGCAGUGGAAGCACCAAAAAUUGACAAAAUAUUGCCUAAUAAUAUAAACAAAGAUUCUAACAAAAGACCCAAAAGUAACAGAGUUGCCUACAUUGAAUUCCCACCUCCUCCACCAUUAGAUGCAGAUCAAUCUGAUUCAGAAAAGAAUCAUCGUUAUUCCCCUGAGAGUGAAAUGGAGAUGAUAGAAGUAAAUCUGCAAGAUGAAUAUGACAAAUGUCAACUGGCUGAACCAGUCAUAAGAGUACAGCCACCUUCCCCCGUGCCACCGGGAGCAGAUGUCAGUGACUCUAGUGAUGAUGAAUCACUCUAUCAACCAGUUCCAUUAAAAAAGUAUACUUUUAAAUUAAAAGAAGUUGAAGAUGACCAGAAAGAAGUCUCAAAACCCAAAGUUUCUGACAAGAGUCAGAACCAGAAAGAGUUAGGGGAUCCCGGUUCUGGAAAACCUAAUGAGUUUGACAUUGGUCUUGAGUCACCCCAGAAUGACAUAGCACAAAAUGGGACUAAUGACCAGUCUAUCACCGAGUGUUCCAUAGCAACCACUGCAGAAUUCUCUCAUGAUACAGAUGCAACUGAAAUUGACUCUCUCGACGGUUAUGAUUUACAAGAUGAAGACGAUGGUUUAACUGAGAGUGAUUCUAAACUUGCAGGUCCAGCAGUAGAAACCAAAAAGGAUAUAUGGACUACAGAGGGCAUUUUAAAACAGACUGAUCGUUGCUUUAGCCAAAGUAAGCUGGAAGUUAUUGAGGAGGAAGGAAAGAUAGGCGCUGAAGAAGACAAGGCACUUGCAAAAGGUCCAGGUUCUGAAAAGAAUGCAGAUAAGACUGAGCAGAAGUCAGGUGCACAGUUUUUCACCUUGGAAGGCAGACACCCUGACAGAACUGUGUUUCCUGAUUCGUAUUUCAGUUACAAAGUAGAUGAAGAAUUUGCAACACCUUUUAAAACAGUAGCUACCAAAAGUCUAGAUUUUGAUCCAUGGUCCAGUAAUCGAGGAGAUGAUGAAGUAUUUGAAACUAAAUCAAGGGAUGAUGAGGCUAAGCCAUUUGGUCUGGCAGUAGAAGACAGAUCGCAAGCAACGACACCUGAUACAACUCCAGCCAGAACUCCAACGGAUGAAAGUACUCCAACUAGUGAGCCCAACCCCUUCCCAUUUCAUGAAGGGAAGAUGUUUGAGAUGACUCGCAGUGGUGCAAUUGACAUGAGCAAGAGGGAUUUUGUUGAAGAAAGACUCCAAUUUUUUCAGAUUGGUGAGCAUACUUCUGAAGGGAAGUCAGGGGACAAGGGGGAAGGGGAUAAAAGUACAGUAACUGCCAUCACACAGCCACAGUCAGGGGACAGCAUUGUAGAAACAAACUUAGAGAGACAAGUAGAAACAACAGCAGUUGAACAUAAGCCCAUCAUCCAGGCCAGUGGAGAUUGUAUGGAAGCCACACUUGGUAGUAAUUCUCUGGAGAAAUCAUCGACAACUGUUAACACUUCUAAAGUUGAUCCCAAAUUGCGCACACCUAUUAAAAUGGGAAUUUCUGCUUCCACGAUGACUCUGAAGAAAGAUGGCCCUGGAGAAGUGACAGAUAAGAUAGAAGCUGCGAUGCCCAGCGGUCAGGGAUUAGAAAAUGAAAAUGUAGUAGUGAUUACAAGUUCAGCUACUAGCGAGAGAAGCUGUAGGCAAAAAGAAAAACUUGAUUUUCAAAAAGAUAAUUUUAAUAACAACAACAAUUUGGAUUCAUCUGCUAGCCAUACAAAUAAUAAUACCUGUAAUGUAGAGCUAAAAGAACAUUGUGAAUCCAAGUGUUCCAUACAGAAAGCUAACCAAAUGAAAAGCACUUCAGGAAAAGGGACAGGGGCAACACAAGGACACAGAAUAACAGAUAAGCAAAAAGUACAAGGACAGCAGCAAAGGUCAAGGGAGUUGGUAGGGAGUAGAGCAAAAUCAAAACUUCCCAUAAAGGCCAGUUCAGUAAAAGAAGUCGUCCCACAAAAUAAUGUCCAAAAAAGUACAGCGAGUAAAGUGAGACAGGCUAGUAAACCCGACAAAAUAAAACAAAAUAAUUCUUCUCCAUGUCUAGAAGUAAAAUCUAAGAUUCCAAUAAAAAAUACACCCAGAAAAAAUCUAGCUAUAUCUAGAAAAACACCAACAAUGCAAAAGCAAGAGCAGUUAGAGAAAGGAAAAAUCAAACAGCUUCCUUCCAAAUUACCAGUAAAGGUAAGGUCUACCUCCGUCACAAUGACAACAGUGAAAGUAAGGAAAAAUCAGCUUAGGGAGGUAUGUAAACAUUCUAUUGAAUAUUUUAAGGGAAUUAGUGGUGAGACAUUAAAGCUUGUGGAUCGUCUAUCUGAUGAAGAGAAAAAGAUGCAGUCAGAGGUGUCUGAUGAUGAAGAAGACAGUUCAUCAAGAAAUACAUCAUCAGAAGCUACUCAAGUUUACCAGCCUUCCAUUACAUCGAAGUCUGCUAGAGAUAUGAGAACAGAGGCAGCAUCUUUAAAAUCAAAGAUUGAAAAGGUCGACAGUGAGAGGAGGAGAAGUAAGAGGACUGGUCCACAGAGUCCAUGUGAACGAACAGACAUAAGGAUGGCAAUUGUAGCUGAUCAUCUGGGACUUAGCUGGACAGAACUGGCAAGAGAACUGAAUUUUUCUGUGGAUGAAAUUAAUCAAAUCCGUGUAGAAAACCCAAAUUCUCUGAUUGCUCAGAGUUUCAUGUUAUUAAAAAAAUGGGUUACCAGAGAUGGGAAAAAUGCUACAACUGAUGCCUUAACCUCUGUAUUGACAAAAAUUAACCGAAUAGAUAUUGUGACCCUGUUGGAAGGACCAAUAUUUGAUUAUGGAAACAUUUCAGGCACCAGAAGUUUUGCAGAUGAAAAUAACGUUUUUCAUGAUCCCGUUGAUGGUUGGCAGAGUGAGGCAUCAAGUGUCCACAUUGAACCACCAACACCUGGGCGCAGAAUAAGUGGUGAACUACUAGAUCGGCUAGAUGAUAGCCCUGACCAAUGUAGGGAUUCUAUUACCUCAUACCUGAAAGGAGAAACUGGGAAAGUUGAAGCCAAUGGAAGCCGCACAGAAACUACAACAGAAGUAAAGACUAAAUCUUAUGUUCAAGAGUCUAUAAACAAAGUGGGAAAACAGAGUGACAAGGAAACUCUGAAACCAAAAACACGAAGUUCUGUCCAUACUGAAGAGCAAACAUUAUUAACAGCAUAUCAGAAAUCUUUAGAAGAGACCAGCAAGCCAACAGUAGAAGAGCCUAAAACCUCUGUGCCUGUCAGCAUGAAGAAGAUGAGCUGGAAAACUCCUGAAGAUAGCAAGCCAAGAGCAAACAUCCAGGAAGAGGCAGGAGCAGCAACGUCUGAACAAAAGCAGGGAGAAGGUUAUAAGGUUAAGACGAAGAGAGAAGUCAGACAUGUGGAGAAGAAGAGUUAUUCAUAACAGCAGAACACUGAACGGGUUGUGUGCUUUUACUGCCAGUGUUCUAGACAGACACUAUGGAAGAAAAAUCAACAGGAAUUAAACAUUCACUGAUACAAGUGUGCGUGUGUUUGCAGCUUCCACACAUUAACCGCAUGGUCUUUAUGCAAAAAAACAAUAAAAAUUUAAUUUAGCAUGAGCCAAUUUACAGAGCAUGGAAAUUCACUGUCAUUCACGGGAUUCGAGAGUGUGCAAUUAACAAUGCAGUGUAUAUACAAGAUUGCCAUGCUGUUAACAGCUUUAUUUCAAGCAAUUUGAUGUCAUCAUAAAAGAAAUAAAUUCCUGUGGUCAGAGGGGACAUAAGAAGAUGAAAUGGCUAAACCAUGGAAAGACACUAAAAUUACUAAAUCCACAACAGCUCGCCUUAUUUUUCUUGGACCCAAACUGUCAGGGUAUAAAACACUAUUUGUUUCUUUUUUAAACAUCAAUAGUUUUGCUGUAAAUAAAUAACACUGUAUAAAUUCUAACAGAAAAUAGAAUGAAUGUUGAUAAGGCACUGCCUCUUAGAUCACAAACAGAAUAUUGCAAAUGCAUCAAACAAAAUAGGUGUCUCAAAUGGCUACACCUACAAGGAUAUUCUGCGUGUAUCUUCACAGAUUCUUGUAUAUUAGCAAUUAUUAUGUUUGUAUAUGCAAAAAUGCUAGCUUGAUUUUAAAAAAAUCUUUAAAAUCUGCUGCAAAUUUAAAUGAUUCCCAAAAUGAGGAAUUCAGUAGUUCUGUGAAAACUUUUCUUCAGAGUACUAAUAUUUUGAUGCAUGUGUUUCACCUUAUUUUGAUUAAAUCUUUUCCAGUUUUGCAAACACUAUACUGCAACAUGAUAAAUAGGAUUUUAUCUGUAAACACAAAGCCCUUCAUCUAAUAUUUGUUGCUGUUGCCAAUUUUUCAAUGAAAUGACCUAAAAAAAUACCAUAUACAGUAGUUGCAUUAUGGGGAGGGGGGUGCUAUCUGUUCUCGCUUUAUAAUGGGGGUAAUGCUUGCAGCUUUAGAACUGGGUUGGUGCUCUUAUAAAGCACAAGUUUGGGAUAUUUUAAAAUGAACCGAAGAGAAAUUAUUAGCUAAUAGACUGGCAGCACGCUGUAAAAUUAUUACUGUAUUGUGUACUGGCUAUAAGAUGUAGAAUCUUUCAGUAAGCCAAUCAUCUGUAAUCAUUCUAGCAGUGUAAUAUUAGGUUGUUAAGGCUGCUGUGUUUUAAAGGGCAUUUUUAUUUGGGUUUUGGUGAAAUACUUUAAUUUGUUGAUUAUAUUCAUAUGAAAACAACAUUCAUUGAUAAUAGCUCUAAUUACGUAUGUAUGAAAACAACAUACACUGGAUGAUCUAGCUGAUUAUUUAAGCAUAAAAUAAAUUGUGUUAAAACUCUUCAAUAAUGUGUAUUUUGCAGUAUUAUUACACCUUUUAAAAUCAUGUCUUCAGAAUGCCAACCAUUAAUUAUCCUAGCCCUUUUCACUUCUGUCUCACUCAGUUUGCUUUGUAUGACACCAGUGAGAUCGGCCAUCACUUGGCAUGCUUUGCCCAAGUGGACCAAAAAGGGGCGAUGUAUCAUGCAUCACAUCCUCAACUAAAUUAGGCAAAGCCCUGCUACCUACACCUGUUGGAUUAUUCCAUUUAUGAAACACAUAUAGCACUAGGGAAAGGAUUGUGUUAAAACAGGUGUUACUUGACCAAUGUCACAAGUUAAAGACAAAUAGAAAUGGAAGACUUGUGGCACCUUAGAGACUAACAAAUUUAUUUGAGCAUAAGCUUUCGUGAGCUACAGCUCACUUCAUUGGAUGCAUUCAGUGUCCUCUCAUACAUAACUCUGGUACCUUCUUUUACUCUAUUUCACAUAAUCAAGACCCAAUAAAAAUACUACUUAACAAACUAGUUUCAUUCCCAACACAUCCAUAAUCACACUGAUCCCCUGUAGAUCAUACACAUACCUCCUGUACAUUAUAUAUCAUGGAUCACCAUAAUAGUGCCAGCAUGAUGGAAUAAACCACCAUGAAUCUACAAUCACUGUCCAAUACUGGGUCCAUCCUUUUGGACACUGUGAUACAUGCCAUCAAUCAAUUGACUCUAUUGUUUGUGCCAUUCUUAAUUAUUUUACAAUAAAUAACUGACCUAUUUACAAUAUUCACAUACUCCCUUUUACCUGGUGUAACAGUAUUAAAAAUGAGAUAUUUGUCACUAACUGGCAUUACUGGUGUUUCAUGCAUUACACCAUUUUCAUCAUCCUUCCAAAUUCUGGGCCAGAUCGUGUCACGGAAUAAAUUGGGAUAGUUCCAUUGACUUCAGUGGCGUUCUGCCAAUUUACACCAGCUAAGGAUCUGUUCUUACGUGUUUAUUAUAUGUUAAUGUUAGCACAUCAACUUAUCUUUGUCAAUAUUUGUCAACAUGGCUGGAAAUUUUGGAAGCUGUGGCAAUAAAUGAAAUGUUCUUUAUAAUUCUUAGAAGACAUUAUAUGUUGCAGUACAUAUUUUACCCCAAUCAUAAUAUUUACUGCUGCCAUAUUCAAAUGCCUCUGCUCAUCACCCCAGUGAAUUUGAAGGGUAACUAUCACCUCCCUCACUUACUCUGUUGAAGCACAAGUAGUUAUUACUGGGGUCCACAGUCCUGUGUGACUCUGUGAUAUUCCAAUAUCGUCAUCUUCACUAGUCAGUAGCAAUCUACCCACCAGAGCAAGGAUUCUCAGACCCUUUCAUAAUGUAGACCAUAGCUUAAACCAUAUCUGCCUUGUAAAGAGAUUGUCUUGUAGACACUCUCUUUCAAAAUCAUACAGACCACUUGCCCUCCCAUCCAUGAUUGUAUGACAUCCCUGAAACAACUACAAUCAUUGUUUGCUUGGAAAAAUAAUACGUAUUGCAUGCAUUCUAGCUAUCUUUUAAUGCAAUUUACAAGAUAGAAACCAAGAAGAGAGCCAGCACAUGACAGCCAUGCUAAUCACCAGCAAUCAUGAGUCUGAGAACCACUGCACUACAGUCUUGAGUUCCUCUUUAUCUCUCUCAUGAUAGCUAAGAGAACUAAUGGCAAUCAGGAUUUUGUCUCAUCCAUGUCUUCUCUGCAGAGGCCCCUUUCAGAGUUCCUAUUUGAUAGAAGAAGGGGCUUUAGUUAUAUUUGGUGGACAGAAGUUCUGUUUCCUGAGACAGAUAAUUAUACGAAAGUAUACAUGUGAACCUAGCUGGGCCUCAGACCAACAACAGAGAAGCUGGAAGCAACAACAAAAGUUAAGAAGAAGCCAGAUUUACAAGAAGGUUAGAACUGGAGCAGAGUUUACCAGAGCCCUCAGCCCUGUUUCUCUGUUGUCCUCCACCUUGUGCAAUCAUUUACACCAGGGCACAGUGAGUGGAAAAUGCUGCCAUUCCGAUUUCUACAGAAGAUGCAAGACUGUGGAAAAUCAGAGCUUCAUUUUGGGACAGCAACUGGGUGAAAUUGUUACAGGUUCAGUAUGGUUUCUGGGCUGAAUAUGCAGCAAGGAAAGAUUUUGUGUGUGCGCAUGCAGACAGACACACAAAUGCAGUGAGAAGAAUUAAGAAGAGAACUGUCAACCUGCCAACCCUGAGGUGUCGCUAGCAUCUGUUGGUUCACAUGCCUUUCAAUCCCAGUUCCAUUCUCUGAUCUGGGUCUCUACAAUGGCAAAACUUCCAUUGACUUUAAUGAGGCCAGGAAUUCAUCCUAAAUAUUUAUUACACAGCUCUGGGAUUACUAACGUAUGGAAGGGGAGGAACUACCCUGACUGGUUCUACCAAAGUGUGUGGCUUUAUUAAGCAACCACAACAUUUAAAUGCUGAUAAACUGUCAUAUUUUCUGUAAAAAUUGAACAUCAAUGGUAAACUGUACAAAGCUGUUUCUAUUCAAUCCUUAGUGUGUGAUGCACUUGCAUUGAUAUUAUUGAUCUCACUGUGUGCAGGGGUAUACAUUUUAAUCGUGCACAGAGGGUGUUAUUUCCUAAUGACAAAUAAUAGGAACCUUCUGAUAAAGGAAAAUAUGCUUUUGUGGGCAAAACCCUGCCCUGAGAAGAUGAACUGUGUAGUCGGAAUGGGAGGGACGAUAAGAACUAGUCUCAUCUCUGUGUUAGGCACGAGAGCCAUUCUGCGGGGCAAAGGAGAUGAGCUGCCAGGUGCAAAGAGGAGCAAUGUGUAUCUCCAGGUAGGAUGUGCUUCUAGCUGAAGGCAUGACCUUAUCCAUAGGCAAGGGACCACACUCUCAGCGGGCUGUGGACCUGCAAGCACUUUCUUGAGCACUAUGUAGGAAUCCUGCACUGCUCCUGUGAGGGUGCACCUGGGGAAGAAGAGCAGGGCUAUGAAAUCUGUACUGCCGCACAGAAAAACCAUAUUAAUGAAAUAAACAUUUACCAUGUCUUGGUGCCUGGUGAUCUGUGACCGUAUCAAGACAGACUCUUAGUGCACACCCCUAGCCUGCCCUGCCACAGAGGGCCCUGACUCAGUGGAACCAGUGCAGUUCCGCUGCAGAAUGAGGGAGGGCCUGACUUCAGACCAUGCUAAAGUUAUGUGCCCACAGAGGAUCCUAAUUCCCGAGAAUGCAAGGAGUGUUUGAGGAGCAGUACAGGCCGGUGGUGCUGUGAAUGCAGAUGCCCUGGCAAUUCACCUAUGAGGUUGUAGCAGUGGCUGCAGAGGCACAUAUGAUGCCUUUGUGAAGCAAAGGCAUCAUAUGUGAUUCCUUCCUCCAAGCCACCUCCAAAAUCCCUAGCAUGCAGCUUAGCCAUUCAGGCUGUUUGCUGAAUUCCAGAAUUUAGACCAUAAUAUAUUUGUGCAAGGGGAGAGAAAAUUAAGAUGCACAGGGGCAUCUUAAUUCUAAAUUUCCUGAGUUUAAAACUGCAAGCACAUUAAAUAUUGGGUGGACACAGUUGUUUGCAUUGAAUGUAUUCAAACAAAGCAGUAGCUCAGGGUGCACGGGGAUAGCAGGAUUAAGACAUCCUUUUAUUUAGCAUCAAACAGAAGGAGAAUGUGGGCUGGAAAUUUGCUAAAUCCUAGUGAAACACAAAUUCUCCAGUAACAGCAAAGGAAAUGCAAACAGCCCUGGCAUGAUCAUUAUCUUUUAGUGUAAUUUUCUCUUUUUUUUCCUCCCACUUUUUCUCCAGUGCAACAUUACCCUUACAAGCAAGAUUGAAAGUCAUGUGAAUAUGCUCCUAUUCAAAUUAAUGGUAUUGCAAAUUGCUGUAUUCGUUGAUGGUGUGUGUUUAAUGCUGUUUGGGUUGUUUGUGUAAUAUUCUACAUCAGUUGUUCAAUUUCUGCAAAAAUCCAUAUUCUAUUUCUUUUGUAAUUGGCUGUUAGAAAUUACUAUACUCUCUGAAGUAGAAGAUAUACUAGUGGGAUAAACUACAGCUGUCUGCAGGAGUUCUGCACCACCAUCCUUAUUAGUGCUAAUUGAAGAGGUUUCCUGGAGGUAAAACCUGCCUCUGGCUGGGGUGCUUUUGUGCAGUACAGCUUCACAGGAAAUAGUCACUCAGGACGAUAAUUUUAAGGUAAUUACAUGGAAAUAUACUGUAGAAAACUAAAAAUAAAUAAAUAAUUCCCAGAAUUCUGCUCAUUAGUACUUAAAAGGAAAAAUGAUGAAUUAGUGAUUUUUUAUUUUAAAAAAUCACUCAACCAACUAUUUAGAAUGAGUGCAAUUAUACAAAGACGUUAAGUAACUCGGUCUAUGCUGAGACAGUGGCUCUCCAGUUAAAUAAAGGACAAGUACACAGGACCCGAUUUGUGCAUUUAUGCAGUGGUGUGGUAAUGGUUUUACCUGGCAGUGGAGUAUUUUAAUAUUCAGCUCUCUAUUCAAUAUCUUCAAGUACUUGGUACAUGUUUUUGUAUUUAAUGUGUUCUCAUUUGUUUUGGAGUGUAUGGAUGGUAAUUGGGUUUAUAAAUUCUAUGUCAAUUUUUUUUUAAAGGGUCAAAUUCUCUGCAGGUGUAACUCCAUUGAGUUCAGUGGAGUUACACCAACAGAGAUUUGGCCACACAACUCCGUGAUAAAGAAACAAUCUAAUGAAGAGAGACUGCACAGACACUUACCAAAAAGUGCCAUUCACUUCAAUGGACAGACCCUGAAAAAUAGAAUGAACAAAAUACAGCGUUUUCUUUUCAUCCCAAUACCCCAGAUAUUUGCAGACACGCAUUAACCUCUCUUCGGACAUAUCGGUAAUUCUGUGAAAUUAGCAAUGGGUAAGGACACCCAGCAUCCCCAGGAGGAACUCAGCGCCUCACAGGGUCAAGUACUUCAUUUGAACUAUACAUUCAAUCUUGCAGGCCAGACAGACAGGGGCUCAAAUAGGCCACAAUUGCAGAGCCACAGAAUUUGCUGCAGAAUCCACCCCUUGACAGGUUUGUUCUCCAGAAUCAGAGUUUUCAUCUUAAAAAAACGUUUGUUCCCAGCUUGUAUGUUUGCAAGGAAAACCUUAAAAGCAUGCACCAAAUGUAAAUCAGUGUUGUUUUGCUGACUCUGCAGGCAGAUGGGAAAAGCAGCUCUGAAGGUUGUGCAUGUCCCCAUUAAUUUCAAUAGCUCAUCAACUCUGAGACUCAAAGCUGACAAUCUGAAUGUCAACAUUGUCAAUUUUUAUUCUGUUGAUCAUUUUAGCAGAUCAUCCAGUUAAUACACAUAUCCCACAAUACCAAGAUGCAUUCUAUGUCCUGACUGCUAAAAAUGAAUUCUAUUUAAUAUUUCUAUAAAUAACAGUGAGUUUAUUGUACUGAUGUAUUAUUCAGGUUCAUAUUUUGUUCAGAACAAAUCUCUAAUUUUAAAUUUAAAGGAAACUGUUGUACCAUUUCCAGGCUGUCAUACCAGAGUGCUGCAGAAAUUGACAUAGCGGGAGGGGAUACAGAAUUUAUGUCCAGCCUGCUGCACAGUACAUAGGGCCUUGCAUAAAGGGUCAUCCGUUAUUGCAUGGAAAAGGAAUUCGUAAAGGGGGGCCAAAGUGUGUUGUUCAGAAAAAUGUAUAUGCCACACUUUUCCUAAUUGCUGACACCGAAAACAGGAUGCUAAUUGUAAAUGGUUUUAUUUAUUUGAUCCUAAAUCCAGGAGCAAGGUACAAAUGUAUAAUAAAGUUUACUGGUAUUUUCCCCAUCAUGCUAAUGUUGAAUUAUUGAGAAGCCAUUUGACCUAUAAAACAGAAAUGCACAGCACUCCUUGGAAAGCUCCCAGAAGCUGUAUAUUAUUAUAGCACAACAGCUAGAACAACAAAGCGAACCUACUACAAAUGAUGAAAAAAAUUUGGGGGGGAAAUUACAAAAAAAGAAAAAAACAAGAGCUAACUAUCUCAUUGGAUGUACAUUUAUUGCUACAUGACACAACAUCAUAAUUAAUUAUACUGUACUCCACAGAUAUUUCUCUUUAUAUACUCCUCUGCUAGGAGUGGUGGUAAGAAAGAAACUGUGUAUUUCUCACCCGGUUUUAUCAUAGGCCCAUAGCUUCAUUUUCUAAGUAUCGUAUCGUGCAUUACAGAAGGCAAUGGACCUUUAGUUGUUGAUUUCAAUGGCAGCAGGAUUAGGCCAUAAAUUCUGAGCCUAAUACUAGUGAAUUGGUUUCCCUCUGUUCUUAGUACUGUUUUUCAAAUGAAACUUUUGCCUAUGUACUAGCUAUUAUCCUAAUGGUAGAAGGAUCUAUAUAGAGAUAUUCUCAUUUUAAUGCUUUAUUGCGAGGUAAUUCCAUUUGACUCACAGUUGUUUGUUUAUUUCUUAAACAAGAUUUUUUACAUUAAUUGCCUUUUAAUAUGCAUUUGUAUAUUUUCUUGAAUUGGUUUUUUUUUUCUGUCUCAGAAUAGGAUACAGAAUUUUCCCUGGCUUCAGCUCUCCUUUUUCCUUUCAACCUAUACAAUUUAAAUAUUGGUAAUAUAAUUGUAAUGUUACAAAUGACUAAUGGCCCUCUGUAUUGUAUUAAAGAUUUUAUUAAACCCUCAAGCAUACCUAUUCGAACCACCAUAGCUAGCAAUACGUUUUAUAAAAAUAUUGCUGUCAAUUAUGUGAAUUUAUGAAAUUGUGUUGUAAUUGCCCAUUAUCUCCUGUAAUGAUAGUUGCUGUCAAGAAAUACAUUCCUUUUUAUUGCUUCCUU
Caretta caretta (loggerhead turtle) is the source of this 21615-nucleotide messenger RNA. RefSeq names its product ankyrin 3 (gene ANK3). Gene Ontology annotation, molecular function: protein binding. The record is from RefSeq and is a predicted model, not a curated record. Lineage: Eukaryota; Metazoa; Chordata; Testudines; Cheloniidae. Gene Ontology annotation, biological process: signal transduction.